AUAUUUACACUUCCAAAUGUGACGCGCCUCACAAAAGCCCUCACUUCGACAAGGCUUUUAGAUACUCAAGGCGUCCAUGUACUUGUUAGUAGUACACGCAGGGUAGUGUACAGCAUAUCCACUAUACACUUGUAGAAACACGAGCUACGAGUAUGGCUGCGCUCCUACGCUGGUGGUCAGGGGACCCAGAGACGGUCGACCCCCCAGAAAUAGACACUCCCCACACAGCACUAUUCGGACCCUCACACGAUACACAAAAUACACUUGAUACUGAUAGAUUAGCCACACCAGAAAUACCUAGCAUACAUCCACCCAAGCACACACGGGUAAGGGACGAAGAUGCUAUCUCUUCGAAUAGUGGAGGCUCUCUGCUGAACUCGAGCGGAAACACAAAGUCUUACGGCGCUGUGAAUAAGGACGACGAGGCCAUCGAGCGAAGCAAUGCGCUGGCGGUGCCUGGGUUGAAGAUUCCUACUGCACAUCCCCCCUCAUCAUACACGCCCAGUAAUUCCGCGUCCAAGCGAUUCUUUCAUCAACAUAACAGUGAUAGCACAGAGCGGUCAGCUACUACUGCCGCAGGCUGCACAAAGAGCACUUCGCAUGGCGAGAAAAACACAUCAGGUCUAUUAAAACCGGAAACCUCGGUUAAAUCACUUGCACGCUCACAUGAUGCUGCGCACACACUCGCAGAUAAUGUGAGAGAUAUGCACAGUGAAGAAUCAGAUACAUCGUACUCAGAAACAGAGCCGAAUAGCGCUGACCUGCAGAGAGCUGAUUCAGGGUACGGUCUGAGAUUACAUGACGGGGCUGUGCAUAAGCUGGCGUUGGAGCUGCCGGAACGGGUGGUGCAGGCGAAGGGAGCGCUUAAGGGUCAGAUACACAUUGAAAAUUGGGCGGUAUUAUCGAGAGAGUCCCAACUGAUUCUGAGUAUCGAGGGUACAGAACAUGCACGAUUGAAGACCAAGGGUAUUACGAAGACCUUGUCACUUAUUGAUUUCAAGUGCAUCGCCUAUUCUGGGGAGAAUGUCCUUGUUCCCGGAACGCAUGUUAUCCCUUUCACCUUCAGAGUACCAGAUCUCCCCGCCACCUGUGCUAGAGAGACAGCCCCGUUCCGAGCAGCGAUCUGCUACAACCUGACCGCACAAUUUGUGGGACUCGAGAACCAAGGGCCGCUCACACGAUCACAGAUAUUUAUAGUAACACACAACACCGACGACGACGACAAAGAUCCUAAAGAAACAAUCCGCCAUAUCAACACCAACGGUGAUUACGCGCUGGAGUGUUGGUUGGCUCGUAAUCGAUUCACCACCGCCGAUGUGGUUGCACUCAAACUACGGCUCAAUAGCACAGCAAUCAAGGCAGUCCACGGCAUCCACGUGGUGCUCAAGAAUACCAUGACUUUGCGGAUGGAGGGCUAUCGGAUACGACACGAGGAGGUGUCCUUACACCAGGACUACGGGGGAUUUGAGCCCUGUUUCUACGGUGAAAGAUUCAUCUCCUUUUCAAUCGGUCGACUGGACUGCUACACAACUAAAGGCACAAUGCUGCAGAGCACGUUUGCAUUACAAGUGUCGCUGCUAGACAGGAAAAGGAAGGUGCUUAUAGGGGUGACUCUGCCUAUUAAUGUGGUACCGGCUGAGUCUCCAGCGCAGUUGGUGGAGGACAACACCGAUGCUGAGCGCUCGUUCAGGCCAAAUUGGCAAAUGGACAAGGACGCCCCGAGAUGCAAUGACUGUCAGAAACGCUUCCACCUGAUUUUUUGUGCACUGCCACGACGCCACCACUGUCGCCAUUGUGGAUUAGUUUUCUGCGGUAGUUGCUGCAAAAAGUUCAUGGUAGUCCCAAAUCUGGGCUACUACCACCCUGUAAGGGUCUGUAAUAUCUGUGUUAAUGAAGUCGAGCUUGGGGGACGCAAGUAUGUCGGCACGCUGCGGUACAGGAAUACUUCGGGCAAUCAGCUUACGAAGCGGAUACGAACCUUAAGCGAACAUAGUGGCUAUUCGUGACAGGCCAAAUAGCUUAAUAAAAUGAAAUACAUAGCAAUUGCCA
Sphaeroforma arctica JP610 is the source of this 2049-nucleotide messenger RNA. RefSeq lists its product as hypothetical. NCBI's taxonomy places the organism in Eukaryota, Ichthyosporea, Ichthyophonida. Bases 153 to 2006 code for a protein of 617 amino acids. The record is from RefSeq and is a predicted model, not a curated record. Gene Ontology annotation, molecular function: metal ion binding. The transcript is spliced from 10 exons.